This is a messenger RNA of Xyrichtys novacula (pearly razorfish), 4236 nucleotides long. The record is from the annotation of a GenBank genome assembly. Lineage: Eukaryota; Metazoa; Chordata; Actinopteri; Labriformes; Labridae.
AUGUUUUCAAGAAGACUCACAGUGACAAAGAAAGCAGCAGCCAUGUCUGACGUCAGGUUUCGGUUUCACACCAGCCUUUAUAAAACCAUGAAGUGAGAUAUUUUUAUGCAAACGUUUGCUGCCUGACUUUGAAUGAUAGGGCUGCAUGAGGUUUGCGACAUUAACGAUAUAAUCAGGUGUUAGAGCAAGAAUUCAUCCACAAACAUGAGCGAUAAAAAUCAUUAUCAGAGCUUUGUCUGUCACAGUCUAAGGCAAUGCAAAAUGAUAGGCAGCAUCUACAGGACAAAACAAGAGAUUAAAUGUUUAUUUUGUCAGAUGAAUGUAAGCCCUUCAUUCAAAUGCUGUUAUCUAACUUGGCCUCUCAUGCUCAUGAGUUUUGGUCAUGUGGAAACUUGAGUAAUUUUAGAUUGUGAAACUGAGUUCCCACUGGUUACUGUGUAAAAAAAGAAGUAACAAAAAAAAAAAUUUGGUGAUAUAAAUUCAGAACUCUGUUGCCCGCCUGCUCACCCACACCAACCCCCGCGAAAACACCACCCCUGUCCUCCAAAAGCUGCACUGGCUCUCCGUCUCACACAGCAUACAAUUCAAAAUCCUCCUGCUCACCCACAAAUCACUUAACAACCUGGCCCCUGCCUACCUCGCAGACCUGCUCCACCACUACACGCCCUCCUGCCCAGACCCCAUACUUUCAAAUCACUCAUAAUAACACACCUCUUUCAGUCUUUUUUAACCUUUUACAUUGUUGGUUUUAUUUCUCAAAAUUUUCUGUACUUUAAAUUGUUUUUUAUUCUGUUUUUUUCUUUGUAAGGCAUCUUUGAGCACCUGUAAAAGCGCGUUAUCAAUAAAAUUUAUUAUUAUUAUUUAUUAUAUCAAAACUGGGAAAUUGAACUGUCUCAUUAAAAUAUGUGCCCAUUUUAUAGUUGAGGCCAAAAAAAGUAAUAAAGGCAUGACUCACAAAGUUUUGCAUCCAUCCUCUCUUCUUUAAAAAGAAGGAUGCAUUGGUCACCUGUGUCUUUUACAGUAGAUUUUAAAGUUCUUUUAUUAGUUUUUAAAGCUCUUAAUGGUCUUGGUCCUUCUUAUUUUUCUAAUUUGCUUUUACCAUGAGUCUAGUAGAGCCCUCAGGUCUUCAGGUGUUGGUCUUUUAAUUGUUCCCAAAGUAAAAACAAAAACAUACGGUGAAUCAUCAUUCCAACAUUAUGGUCCGCAUUUGUGGAACAGCCUACCUGCAGACCUGAGAGCGACACCUACUGUUCAUACUUCUAAAAGUGAACUCAAGACCUACCUUUUUAAUUUGGCUUUUAGUUAAUUUCUUUUUAAUCUUUUAAUCUGCAUUAUGUGAUUUUACCCUGUUUCAGUUGUAGAGUAACAAUUUUGUGUUUUAUUACCUCUUUUUUUUAUUUACUUUGUUUUAUUGUUAGAUUUUAAGACGGGGUUGGGAGGGUGAGUGGGGUUAGGUAUUUGUAUUUAUCUUAUUUCAUUGUUUUUAAUAUCCUGCUAGAAUGGACAACACUUUGUGCAACAUUAUAUGUAUGAAAAGUGCUUUAAAAAUAAAGUUUGAUUGAUUAAAAAAAUGAAAUGACUGUUUAAAAACCUCCGAGAGCAGUUUCAAGAGCUUUAAAAAGAGUACACUCUCCCAUUCUUGCAUGAUUAAAACAUUUGAAAUAGUAAAUUAUCCCAAACAGAAGACAGAGCAAAAGUAUCAGAGGUACAAAUAUGAAGUUUUGAGUUCUUACUUUGUCUCUUGUCCUCAGGAUCAGACCUCCUCCCAGCAUGAACUCCUCCACUCUUUCCUUUCUGACUUCCCAAUCUGGCCUCAAAAACGACACAAGCCCCGAGGAUGACAGCGUGGUGAGCAAUGACUUCUCCACCACCUUGGGCGCCCUCAUCCUCGGCCUGGUCUUCCUCCUGGGUGUCCCCGGUAACCUCUUCAUCGUCUGGAGCAUCCUGGCACGAACCCGCCGGCGCUCAGUCACCACCCUCCUCAUCCUCAACCUGGCGUGUGCAGACGGCUUCCUCAUGGCCCUCACCAUCUUCUUCGUCGUCUACCUGGCCAAGCAGACGUGGGUGUUUGGUGACGCCAUGUGCAAAGGCCUUUUCUACCUGUGCAACGCCAACAUGUACGCCUCCAUCUUCCUGAUCACCUUGAUGAGCGUGCACAGGCUGGUUGCCGUGGUGUUUCCGAGGAAGGCCGCUGAGCUGGUCAGCAAAAAAGUAGUGCGGAGGGUGAUCGUGUGCAUGUGGGUACUGGUGAUGGUGAUAUCGAUCCCCUCGCUGGUGUUUCGGGACGUGAGAGAGGACAAAGAUGAGAGGAAUAAAACAAGAUUGGUGUGUGCGCCCAACCACACCCUGCCUCGACAUGUAAGUAGGCACACCCACGGCAUUAACUUAUGUUUUUCCACUUUUGGUCGGCAAAAACCAGCGGUGAGGAAAAACACUUAAUGUAAAAACUCAGUUCGCCAACGUAACCUCCAGUAACGGUUGGUCUAACCGGAGAUAUGGCAACCCAACCGUCGCCAUCUUGGUUUUAUGGCGGCGAGGUAAACACAACUGAAAGAGACACUAGAAUAAACAGGAUGGGAGCCAACUUUGUCUGAGAAACAACUCAACUUUUUGUCAGAAAUUUGCAUUAAAAACCUUAAAAAGUCAAGAUAACACACACUACCAAGAGGGUUGAUGUAGCGGCUGAGAUGAUACCUACAGACCGCCAGUAGCAGCAACAAGUAUGGUGGCCCUGAAGGACACUUGCACAAACAUUUUAAAAUCCAGGAAACACAAAAAUAAAUGAAGAAUAAUUUCAAUAUACAUACUUAACAUUUCUGACCGACCAAAGUAUGACCAAAGUAUUUCCCCAAGAAUUUUACUUAGCCCAUGGGGGAAAAAAAGCCACCCCCCCAAAGAAAAAAAAAUACAGCAAAGCACACAGUUGGUGAUUUAAUAAAAAAAAAAAAAAUCAGCCCUGUACAGCUGGGUAAACAUGCUCUGCAAAUGAUGACCUUAUGAUGUGACUGAAAGCUCUGGCAAGGGCUGAUCAAUACAUUUUAAUGGUGGAGGAAUGAUUACAGCGUGCAAAAACACUUUGAAUACUCUAAAUAAUGGGAUACUGCUGUUGUUAGAGAUAAACUUGUAAUAAGCAAGAUCAGGCACAUAUUUCUUUUGAAUCCUAGUUCGCUUUUCCCUUGUAAGGUUUUUUUCUAGAGAUGAACAUGAGUGCCAAAAUUUUACUGAAUUUACCAAGAAAGUUGCAUUUGUUAACACAAACAGACAUAUUGUUUUUUUACCCAAAGUCUAUUUGCAGGAGCGCAUGUGUGAAUAGUGAUUUACUUGUCUAUUUUGGCUUUCCUGGUAUUUUUGGACAUCAAGUCUUGACAUGUUUCUAUCAUCCUCUUUGCAGGUGAGGUUUCAGUACGCCUUUGAGACAGUGGCAGGAUUCAUUCUUCCUUAUGCCAUUAUCAUAACGAGCUACGUCCUCAUCCUAAGACGCCUCAGACAGACCAAGUUUCGCAGAAAGGUCAGAAGUGAGAAACUCAUCCUGGCAAUUGUGGUGAUGUUUGGCCUUUUCUGGCUGCCGUACCACGUUAUAAACAUGAUACAGGUGAGUGAGGGCAUGUUAAGAGUAUUGUUCAUCACAUUAAAUGCUCAUUUCUGAAUUACAAUCAAGGGGCUGAUCUUUUGCCUGAACAGUGAGGAUGUUUUGUUUCCAUCUUAGGUGGCAACUGAGUGGUACUCGGAUACGUCACCAAGAAGAGAAGUGUGAGUAAUCAAAGUUUUACCAUUUACCCUCCUAUACUUGUAUGAAAGCGGAUUGAUCAGGGACAUGUUUAAUCUGACUUGUUGCAUCAACUCUUCUUUCUUCUCAUCUACAGUCUGGACAACAUCGCUAAAUCCAGUCGUGCAGUGACUUCAGCUCUGGCCUUCAUCAGCAGUUGUGCUAAUCCUGUCCUCUACACCUUCGCUGGAAAGUCCUACAUCAAGAAGAACGGCCUUGCUUUCAUGGCUCGACUCUUUGAAGGGACUUCAUUAGACCAAGCAGGAACCAAAAAGAAUCGGGGACAAAGUAAAGAUGUGAUUGGGAUCAGUACGAAUGAAUCCUCAAACAGCACAGGAACUCCUCCUUUACGGAACGGGCGAUGAACAACAAAUGAACUUUGUACAUAAAUGAAAUGAAAGCAAGCUCAAGCAAAGUGAUUUGCUUGGAUUUUGAUUAGAGCAAGUAUAAGCAAAUUAAUGCUUUAAAAA